This is a messenger RNA of Ilex paraguariensis (yerba mate), 2330 nucleotides long. The record is from the annotation of a GenBank genome assembly. Lineage: Eukaryota; Viridiplantae; Streptophyta; Magnoliopsida; Aquifoliales; Aquifoliaceae.
CUCUCCCUCUCUCUCCUCACACACACAACCUCAAACCCAUUAUGUAAAGCAGAAAGCCCGACUUUUUCCUCAAUCAAAUCAUCAACCGCAGAAACUCCAAUACAACUCAACCCCGCAUCCUUCCCACUUGGUCUUAUCUCCUCUGAAUUCUUAAUGCAAAUACAUAUGUAGAAAAACCAAAAGAAAAGCAGAGAGAGAGAGAGAGAGAGGCGGAGUUCAAGUCAAUACCCUUCAGCUUUCUUCUUCUGUUAGCCAGGGCAGCACAGAGAGACUUCUAGUGAGAGAAACACGCCUGUAGAGAGAGACAGAUACGUGAAUUACAAGACCCUGAAUACUUUUUCAACUCAGAAUGGACUCAGAGUCACUUCGGCUGAUGACCCACCAAUCAUUAUUCUCUGCCGUUCGAUCCGGUGACUUUGAAUCUCUGAAACUCGUCGUAGAGAAUGAAGGGUCUGAUCCAGCUUCAGUCUCAGCUCUAUUGCAGAAAGAUGCUCGUGAGACAGCUCUGUACAUCGCUGCAGAGAACAAUUUCCAGGAGAUCUUCAGUUAUUUGCUGAAGUUUUGCGAUAAAGAGAUUGUGAUGAUCAGGUCCAAGUCUGGUAUGGACCCUUUUCACGUUGCAGCUAAGCGUGGCCACUUGGGAAUUGUCAAGGAACUUUUGGGCAUGUGGCCUGAGCUUUGUAGAGUAUGCGACUCCUCAAACACUAGCCCCCUUUACUCAGCAGCUGUCCAGGACCAUUUGGCUGUGGUGAAUGCCAUAUUAGAGGUAGAUGCGGGCUCAAUACGAAUUGUGAGGAAAAAUGGGAAAACUGCAUUGCACACGGCUGCAAGAUAUGGUCUUCUUCAGAUUGUGAAAGCACUUAUAGACAAAGAUCCAGGCAUUAUCGCCAUUAAAGACAAGAAGGGCCAAACUGCACUGCAUAUGGCUGUAAAAGGUCAGGACACUUCUGUAGUUGAGGAACUACUACUUGCUGAUCACUCAAUACUGAAUAAACGUGACAAGAAGGGUAAUACGGCUGUGCAUAUGGCUACAAGGAAAUGCCGUCCACAGAUAGUAAGCCUUUUGCUGAGUUAUAUGGCAGUUGAUGUCAAUGCUAUUAAUAAUCAGCAUGAGACUGCAAUGGAUUUAGCAGAUAAACUUCAAUAUGGAGUAUCUGCAUUGGAAAUUAAGGAAGCCCUAUUAGAGGCUGGUGCCAAGCAUGCAAGGUAUGUUGGCCAAGUGGAUGCAAAUAUGGAACUCAAAAGGACAGUGAGUGAUAUAAAGCACGAGGUACAGUCACAACUGAUACAAAAUGAAAAAACCCAAAGACGUGUUUCUGGUAUUGCCAAAGAACUUAAGAAAAUUCACAGGGAAGCUGUUCAGAAUACCACGAAUUCUGUCACAGUUGUUGCUGUUCUAUUUGCCUCCAUAGCUUUCUUGGCUAUAUUCAACCUGCCUGGCCAAUAUCUUAUGGUUGGAGCAGAACCAGGGAAAGCACAUAUAGCGAAAACUGUUGCUUUUCGAGUGUUCUGCCUUUUGAAUGCUACUUCCCUCUUCAUAUCUCUAGCUGUUGUUGUGGUUCAGAUCACUCUGGUUGCCUGGGAUACUAGAUCUCAGAGACAGGUUGUUUCCGUAGUAAACAAGCUAAUGUGGGUUGCAUGCAUUACCACUUGUGGGUCAUUUCUGUCGAUAUCUUUUGUAGUAGUGGGAAAGGGAAGCUCGUGGAUGGCUAUCACUAUUACAGUUCUGGGAGUACCAAUUCUGGUUGGAACUCUUGUUUUCUUGUGCUACUUUGUUUUCCAGCAGCACUUCAGGAUUUUUGGCAGUGAUUCUCAGAGACAUAUCAGAAGGGCCAGUGGAAGCAAAUCCUUCUCAUGGUUGCACUCUGUAAAUAUUUCAGACUAUGAUGAGUAUGAAUCUGACCGUGAGAAGAUCUAUGCGCUCUGAAAUCAUCUCACACAACUUGGAGUAUGCAAAAAAAAUGGAUUCAAGGUGAAAGAUAUCGGAGUCUGGAUUUUAGUCACUGAUCAGCAAGAAAUUGAGAAUGGUACUUUGUCUCAACUCUUUCAAAAGAACACGAGAAUUAAAGUGGUGGUUGAUUGCACUAUUUUAAUUCCAUGGAUGGUAGAUUAGGGUUGUCUGAUAGUUGAAUUGGGGACAUGUCUUGUAAAGUUUUGUAAAUUGUGUAAAGAUUUCACAUUCUGUUGUGUAAUAAUAGAGAGCUUUCCCCCACCCAAAAAAAGAAAAAAAAUGAUGUAAUAGAGAGCUUGCUGGCUUGCUUCUAAGUUUUGGACUAUUAAUAUAUGUGAGACUAUAGCAGUUUUGACUUGCUUGUAUGCUCAGACCCCUC